Messenger RNA from Cinara cedri, 330 nucleotides. The record is from the annotation of a GenBank genome assembly. Lineage: Eukaryota; Metazoa; Arthropoda; Insecta; Hemiptera; Aphididae.
GAUGGAGCACCCGCUCAUAAUGCCAUUAUUGUAAAAUUACAAUUAAAUGAAAUGUUUGGAAAUCGAUGGAUGGGAACUCACGGGCCAGUGAAAUGGCCCCCACGGUCACCUGAUCUAACACCAUUAGAUUUUAUUUUAUGGGGCCAUUUAAAGACUGCUGUUUAUGCAGAACCACCAGCAAACUUACAGGAUUUAAUAAAUAAAAUAACGGUAGCGUGCAGACAAUUAACAAAAGAACAAAUUUUGGCAGCAACCUAUAGAGAAGUGAGUCGUCGACUGGAAUUGUGUUUAGAAAAAAACGGAGGAAAUUUUGAACAUUUUAUUAGAUAA